GAAGAAGGCGGUGGUGGCUGUUGGAGGAUCGAGCGCUGUUCUCGCUCUGGAGCCGCUGCACAGUUCGGAAUCUCCUGCAGCUUAUCCAUUGUGUGAGUAAAAACUAAAUCACAUCCAUAAUUCCACUGAACUGGGCACACAAAAACUGCCAUAUAUGUCACAGUAUACUGAAAAAGAGCCAGCAGCAAUGGAUCAAGAAUCCAGCAAGGCGGCCUGGCCCAAACCAGCAGGAGGAUAUCAGACAAUCACAGGCAGGCGAUAUGGCAGAAGACAUGCAUAUGUCAGUUUCAAACCGUGUAUGACCAGGCAUGAAAGAAGCUUAGGUAGGGCUGGUGAUGACUAUGAAGUGUUGGAACUAGAUGAUGUUCCAAAAGAAAAUUCCUCAGGUUCCAGUCCAUUGGAUCAAGUUCAUUCUUCUUUACCCAAUGACCCUUUAUUUGAAAAAACUGAAGCAGAAAUUCCCAUUUGUGAUACAGCAUUGAAUCAAACCAUUGAGAGCAGUCCAUCCUUUGCUGCAGUACAUCAUAGCGAGGAAGGCAGGGAGACUUUAGGAAGCAGUACGGAUCUUCACAAUCAUUCUGAGGGAGAAUAUACUUCAGGAGUUUGUAAUGCUUCAAGUGUCCAAAAUGGAAUUACAUUGGUUCAUACUGACUCUUAUGAUCCAGAUGGCAGACAUGGAGAGGAUAAUGACCGUCAUCAGCUCUCUGCAGACGUUGUGGAAGGUGGUAGAUAUCAGGAAGCAUUGGGCAAUACAGUGUUUGAGUUGGAAAAUGGAGAGGUAGAGGCAUAUAAUGGUCUUUCACCAACAGUUCCCUCUUUUAACUGUGAAUUAAGAGAUGAGUUUGAAGAGGUAGAUUCAGCACCUUUAGUGAAAAGUUCAACUGGUGAUCCUGAAUUUGUCAAUCAGAACAAUCAGGAAUUUCAGAGGUCCUCUUCUGAAGAUGAAGUGGUUAGAAAGAAACAACAAAAUAAUACUAGCCAGGAGAGACAAAGAGAAAAUUCAGUUGAAGAUUCAGCCUGUGCUCCCAGGCAUAUUUGCAGUGAGCAAAAUACCAGUGACAGGGGCAAAAACCAGGGAAGUUCUCCUGAACAGGUAGUGAGGCCCAAAGUUAGGAAACUGAUAAGUUCAAGCCAGGUGGACCAAGAAACGGGUUUUAAUAGGCAUGAGGCUAAACAAAGAAGUGUUCAGAGGUGGAGAGAGGCUUUGGAAGUUGAGGAAAAUGGGUCAGAUGACCUCUUAAUAAAAUGUGAUGACUAUGAUGGAGAACAUGAUUGUAUGUUCUUGGAUCUGCCUUUCGCAAGAGUUACACAGAGGGAAACAGAAGAUAACCAAAUAACACCAGAAAAUGGAGCCACAGGAAGGCAAGAAGUUGUGGAUAACACGUUUUGGAAUGGCUGUGGAGAUUAUUACCAACUGUAUGACAAAGAUGAAGAUAGUUCAGAAUGCAGUGAUGGAGAAUGGUCUGCCUCUUUGCCUCAUCGAUUUUCUGGUACGGAAAAAGAUCAGUCCUCAAGUGAUGAAAGCUGGGAGACUCUGCCAGGAAAAGAUGAGAAUGAACCUGAACUACAAAGUGAUAGCAGUGGUCCCGAAGAGGAAAACCAAGAAUUAUCUCUUCAGGAAGGGGAACAGACAUCCUUGGAAGAAGGAGAAAUUCCUUGGUUACAGUACAAUGAAGUCAAUGAAAGCAGCAGUGAUGAAGGAAAUGAGCCUGCCAACGAAUUUGCACAGCCAGAAGCUUUCAUGUUGGAUGGUAACAAUAACCUUGAGGAUGACUCCAGUGUGAGUGAAGACUUGGAUGUGGACUGGAGCCUGUUUGACGGCUUUGCAGAUGGACUAGGAGUUGCUGAAGCUAUUUCUUAUGUGGACCCUCAGUUCCUCACUUACAUGGCACUAGAAGAACGCUUAGCCCAGGCUAUGGAGACUGCCCUGGCACAUUUAGAGUCUCUUGCAGUGGAUGUUGAGGUGGCCAAUCCACCAGCCAGUAAGGAGAGCAUUGAUGGUCUUCCAGAGACCCUUGUUCUUGAAGAUCACACUGCUAUUGGUCAGGAGCAAUGCUGUCCAAUCUGUUGCAGUGAGUAUAUUAAGGAUGAUAUAGCAACAGAGUUACCCUGUCAUCAUUUCUUUCACAAACCUUGUGUCUCAAUUUGGCUGCAGAAGUCAGGGACGUGCCCUGUGUGCCGCCGUCAUUUCCCACCUGCUGUGAUGGAAACACCUGCAGCUGCUUCCUCUGAGCCCAAUCAUGAUGCCCCACCUGCAAACGACAGUACUGCAGAAGCCCCCUAAGCCUGAACACUUGAAUGAGAUCGGUCUAUCAAAGUAAAUUUGCAGAUCCUUCUAAAAUAUCAUGUGCAAAUAAUUAUAUAUAAAUAUAUUUAAAAUGCUAUAUAUAGUCUAUGCCAUAGUUUAGAAAGAGAAUAUUAACCUUUCUGAACUAAAUUUAGGUUUGCAGAAAGUACUAAACAUUUUCAAGCUGAAUGUUGAAGUAGUGCAUUCAUUUUCUUUAGUUUAAUAUGUUAUUAAUUGUAAUGUCGAGCUUAUUGAUUAACUUUAUCCAGAAGAAAUAAUCAUCUGUGUGGCACACAUUAUUGGUUUUGUCUGAAGUACUGCCACUAAGUGAUUAUAAUUAAGUUUUCCUAUUUGCAUCAAAUGUGAAGAUUGUGAUCACAACAGUAGUAAAAUUUGGUUUCGUUGGAAAUAAAAAAGAAUUCUAAAGCA
Lipotes vexillifer (Yangtze River dolphin) is the source of this 2716-nucleotide messenger RNA. It is a transcript of the gene PJA2, whose product is annotated as praja ring finger ubiquitin ligase 2. The record is from RefSeq and is a predicted model, not a curated record. Gene Ontology annotation, cellular component: cytoplasm. NCBI's taxonomy places the organism in Eukaryota, Metazoa, Chordata, Mammalia, Artiodactyla, Lipotidae. Bases 155 to 2284 code for a protein of 709 amino acids. Gene Ontology annotation, biological process: protein ubiquitination. The transcript has 10 exons. Gene Ontology annotation, molecular function: ubiquitin protein ligase activity.